Molecule: messenger RNA, 687 nt
Organism: Lactuca saligna
Lineage: Eukaryota; Viridiplantae; Streptophyta; Magnoliopsida; Asterales; Asteraceae
Source: the annotation of a GenBank genome assembly
AUGGAGGCUUAUUUGAACUGGAAUAAGCGCUAUGAAGUAAUUCUAGGUGUUGCUAAUGCACUUAAUUACCUUCACAAUCACGCUCCCAUUCGGGUCAUACAUGCUGAUGUCAGACCUCAGAACCUUCUUUUCAAUGAAAGUUUGGACCACAGACUAUCGUAUCUGGGGUCCGCAAGACAUUUAGCAAUCAACGAGACUGAUUAUGUUAUUGUGGAUAGAGUUAAUGUCACCACGGGAUACAUGGCACCGGAGUAUAUGAUAGAAGGUUGUCUCUCAACUAAGGCUGAUGUCUUUGGGUUUGGUCUCUUUAUUUUAGAAAAUGUUAGUGGUCAAAGAAACUACCUGCGCUUUUCCGAGACCAAUGAAAACUUUGUGCAAUAUGCAUGGGCAAAUUGGUUGGAAGGGACCUGUUUGAAUAUAACGGAUCCUACAAUUGAUGCCGACUCAAGUUUGAUAUCUAGACUCAUCAACAUUGGGUUGCUGUGUGUUCAAGCAAAUGCAGCUGAUAGACCCACAAUGGAUGAAGUUGUUGGCAUGUUUGCCGCUCCUUCUAACACUCUCCAUCUUCCAAAAAAUCGAGUGUCCUCAUGGAUGAUGGAAGAGGAUUCGGAUUAUGCAAAUGGUGUGUCUGAUGACUACGAUGUGGGAGCAGCUGAGGAGUUUGUAUCACAGCUAAGCCCACGAUAG